Ectocarpus sp. CCAP 1310/34 is the source of this 2471-nucleotide messenger RNA. Lineage: Eukaryota; Phaeophyceae; Ectocarpales; Ectocarpaceae. The record is from the annotation of a GenBank genome assembly.
AUGAAACCCAGCGCAGCAGCGAGCAAAAGCAUCCUCGUCGCCCUCUUGACGCUGGGUUGCAGUCCUCCGCUCGUCGCCCCGUUCGUGACCCAGCCGCCGCCGAGCAAGCUCCCGCCGACACCAGCGGGAGGCACACACCGCCACUACCACCGCGAGGAGUGCCCUGCGCAGCGGUGGCCGUCUAGCAGCUGCCUGGCGGCAACGGUAGCAGCAGACAUGGACGCACUUGCGUCAGCAGGGAUAGGGUUCGACGAUCUCGCCGCUCAGGCUAGCGCCCGUCAGGCGGCGAGGACGCGAAAGCUGGCAAGCGCGACCUCAAAAGAGAACACCAGGACGGACCUAUUUCGCAUGAAAAAGUUCCACCACGUGGAGUUCUACUGUGGGGACGCCACCGCCGCUGCCAGCCGUUUCGUGUGGGGCCUGGGCAUGAAGCUCGUCGCCAAGUCCGAUCAGAGCACAGGGAACGCCCAGCACGCCAGCUACGUGGUGCAGAGCAACGACCUCCGCUUCGUCUGCACCGCACCCUACUCCCUGGCCACGACGCCAACAACAGAGAGAGGAGCAGGAGACCGACGAGACCCCUCUUCGCGUGCCGUUGAAGUCGGCGAGUCCAGUGUUUCACCGCUGCCGGGCUUCGAUCCCGCAGCGGCUCACGAGUUUUUCCGGCGGCACGGGCUCGCUGGACGGGCGAUCGGGAUAGAAGUCGAGGACGCGGCCCACGCUUACGAGCAAUGCAUCGAGCACUGCGGCAGCGACGGCUCUAACGCUAGCGUCCGCCGGCCAACGCGCGUUACCGACGUCGACGGGCGGGGUGGGGCGACGAUAUCCGAAGUCAGAGCGUACGGAGACGUCGUGCUGAGGUUCAUCAGCUUCGAACCGGAAUCGAAAAUUGUCGGGGAGGGGGACGUAGGCGGAGACAAACAUGGUGGUGAUGGUGGCAGGUUCGAGGGAGCCUUCUUGCCGAACUUCGUGGAUAUCGAGGGCGAGGAGGCGCGGGAGGAUUUCGGGCUGCAGCGGGCGGAUCAUAUCGUAGGGAACGUGUGGGACAUGCUGAAGCAGGGGGAGUACAUCACCAGCAUGACAGGGAUGCACGAAUUCGCCGAGUUCGCAGCUGCAGAUGUCGGCACGGUGGACAGCGGCCUGAACAGCAUUGUCCUGGCCAGCAACAACGAAAUGGUGCUGCUUCCCCUGAACGAGCCGACCUUCGGCACCGCAAAGAAGAGCCAGAUCCAAACCUUUCUGGAGCAGAAUGAUGGCCCUGGGCUUCAGCACAUUGCGCUCAAGACGAACGAUAUCUUCCGUACGAUGAGGCUCAUGAGGGCGAACACGGGCCUCGGGGGCUUCGAGUUCAUGGAACCGCCGGGAGCGGCUUACUACCGGGACGUUCCGCGAAGAAUACCGUCCCUCACGGAAGACCAACUGCAGCAGCUCGAGGAGCUCGGCCUCUUAGCCGACAAGGACGAAGACGACGGCGUGCUCUUCCAGGUGUUCACGAAGCCCGUGGGGGAUCGCCCGACCCUCUUCUUCGAGAUAAUCCAGCGUAUCGGUUGCGCGUUCGAAGCCACGGACGGUGACAACGAGGGGGACCGGGGGGUCUUCGGUCCUGUAGGCGACGAUGGGCGCGCGAGGGGGGAUUCUUCUAGGGUCGAGGAGGGAGAGCUGUUGCAGAGAGGGGGAUGCGGAGGCUUCGGGCUCGGGAACUUCAAGGCUCUCUUCGAGUCGAUAGAGAAGUACGAGAGCACCCUCGCCACCGGCAUGGAUGCGUGACUAGUGACUAGUGACUUGUGUUUGUUUUUGGAAAUAUGCUUCACUGAAUAGCUUGUUGUGGUGUAAAGGUGGUAAGUUCAGCGUUCGGUAUGCGGGAAAACGUCACACUGCUGUGCGCGGUGUUGAUUGAAAGUCCGGUAUUGGAAUGAGACAGACACAAGGGGCAGGGAUGCAUAGGUGUCGUCUUAUUUCUUCCUGGAAUGGAUCCAACGGCAUGAACGUAGAGGUCUGUCUGUAGGCCAGACAGGUGUAGUAGUCUGGGUGUGUCGAUAAACGAAAGGUAGAUGAGCAGAGAUUCGAGGUGCAUGGUGGCACUCUCUGGUGGUGGUUAUACAGGUGGCGGUCGAUGGUUAAUAGCCUACCGAGUACAACAAUAGAGGCAGACAGACGUUGAUAAUCUUUUUUUCAGGCCCCCGCGUGGAGCUUGUCGUCCCUACCUAGUUGAGCUUGUUGUAUGGCAUGACCAGAACAAUUCGUGCACGUACCGGUGUCGUUAGCAGGGCAUCAUGGAUGUUGUAGUCGGUGUUGGUUGGAAGCCUAUUUGUAGGCAGCUGUACUAAAUUGAAAACGAUGCUUUAUUUCCCCUCUUCUCGCAUUGUUACGAGAGUUGCACACGAGAGCGGUGUAUUGAGGUGCUGCUACAUGCUUUUAUGAGUGACAGCCUGCCUGCAGACAAACACUCAGACUCACGAGCAGAACAAACC